AUGCUGGGAGGGCGCGCUCCGGGGACGUUCGCGCGGGCUCCGCCCAGCAACUGGGGCCCGGUCGGAGCCCUGGGCGAGGGCCCGUUCCGGCGGCUCCCGAAGUGGGUCUACGGCGUGCUCGCCAUCGUCGGUAUCGCGGUGGCGCGCUGGGUGUUCUUUGCGGGCCCACCGCCCCCGGGAGGGAACGCUCCGAUCCCUGCCUACGAUGGCGCCCCGGGCUCCGACGAGGCCUUCCACGGCCAAGCGAGCGUCCGCCGGGCCGCGAGCACGUUCAAGUGGGCGCGGGAGGCCCCGCGCAUGGACCCUGCGCGGAUACGCAAGGCGAAGGCGCCCAAGGACGGCAGCGGCCACCUCACGGUGGGGUCGAUGGAGAAACCGGACGAAGGACUGCUCAAGGGCUUCUACGAGCGGCCCGAGUGCAUGCACUGGGCCCAGAGCGCGGCGUUCGUGGGCGGUGGCUCGCGGUCGCACAUCACCACCGCCGAGGGGCGCGUGGUCACCUCCCACGUGGACGCGCGAUCAGGCAGGACGUCCGUGUACGUGUACGCGAUGGACCCGAACGUCGCAGCGUGGACGGAGUCCCAGCUCGAGGACGUUCAGAUCCUUCGCGGGCACGGCACGCCGAGGUGGCACCGGUGGGGCGAGUCGAUGGCUGCGGGCGGCAACAGAUUGGCGGUGACCAGCCGCAUCUCCUGGUGCCGCGAUCUCCCCGGGGCGGAGGGCGACGACGCCGAGCGCGCGAAGGCGCCGAGCACCUGCUUCAUUGAGUCGCGCGUGGUGCUGUUCGAGUGGCAGGAGAAGCGCAACGAGUACGUGCUGCUCGCGGUGUCGGAGAACCUGGCCGAGCAGGGGGAGGACGAGGACCAGUCGGACAGCGUGGCGCAGGAUGGUGGGCCGAUUGACAGCAAGGGCGCGGUGCAGGUGCGGCUGUCCGAGGAGGGCAUGAUCACGGUGCAGGACGGCAACAUCAAGCUGUGGGAGUGGCCCAAGGCCGGCUCCGCGCCGGAGGUGACGGAGGAGGUCCUGCACGACGACACGCACGAGGUGAUUGACGCCGAUCUACACAGGGACGUGCUGGUGGUCGUGCUGAAGCUUUCGAAGCUCUCAGAUCUGUGCGAGCAGUACCGCGUGCACGAGAGCGAGGAGCAGCCCAAGUCGUGGGGCGUCAUCGGCGGGCGCCCGAAGAUCCAGCCCCAAUGGUGCAGCUCCUACGUUCAAGUAUACCUCAAGGACGGCGACAAGUGGCGCCCGAACCAAGUGCUGCUCCCGAAGACCCGCGACUACGGCGGCAACCUCCACGCGGCCAUCGGGGACGGCCUCAUCGCCGUCGGGGAGCCCGAGGGCGACGCGGGCACCUUCACCGACUCGGGCCGCGUCGUCGUGUGGGCGCGCGGGCGCGGGAUGAGCUACCGCAAGUGGCUCGUGCAGGCGGUGGUGUCCGCGGACGCGAACUCCGCGCACGGUUCCGGCUCGAUGGACGGGUUCGGGCAGGACGUGGCCAUUCAGGGGUCGCAGACGCUGGUGGUGGGCGCGCAGGACUUGUACGGGCAGGGGAUCGUGUACGCGUUCGAGCUGGACCGGUCCGGGGGGUGGCAGGAGACGGCGAACUUCGUGUCGACGCCGCAGGCGCUGCUGUCGACCGAGGACAUUUCGCUGUCGGGCGACCGGCUGCUGGUGCGGUGCGACUGGCCGGCGGCGCGGGUGUUUGUGUUCGACGCCGUGCGGGACAACUGCCCGCCGCUGCCGGAGACGACGACGCCGCCGGCGGCGGAGGCGCGGGCGGGCGCGGACUCGCGUCAGGGGGCGCGGUGA
Pedinophyceae sp. YPF-701 is the source of this 1812-nucleotide messenger RNA. The record is from the annotation of a GenBank genome assembly. NCBI's taxonomy places the organism in Eukaryota, Viridiplantae, Chlorophyta, Pedinophyceae.